Messenger RNA from Phascolarctos cinereus (koala), 1129 nucleotides. It is a transcript of the gene SFT2D1, whose product is annotated as SFT2 domain containing 1. Lineage: Eukaryota; Metazoa; Chordata; Mammalia; Diprotodontia; Phascolarctidae. The record is from RefSeq and is a predicted model, not a curated record. Gene Ontology annotation, biological process: vesicle-mediated transport. Gene Ontology annotation, cellular component: membrane.
CGCCUCGGGUCAGAGCGACUGAAGCCAGGGCGAGGUGCCGGAUCUGUAGCCCUCGCGGCGCGCGAGUCCCCGGCUUCCGGUGCUCCCGUGAGGUCGCGGUUUGCUCCGUUUCCCGGUGGCCGCGAGGAGUGCUCAGUGGGGCCGUUGCGGCCGCUGCUGCGAGGGGUCAUGGAAAAGCUGCGGCGGGUCCUGAGCGGCCAGGACGACGAAGAACAGGGGCUGACUUCACAGGUCCUGGAUGCCUCAACACUUUCUUGGAAUACUAGAUUGAAGUGGUUUGCCAUAUGUUUCGUAUGUGGCAUUUUAUGUUCUCUUAUUGGAACAUCAUUGCUAUGGCUUCCAGGAGGGAUGAAACUUUUUGCAGUUUUCUACACUUUGGGAAAUAUUUCUGCAUUAGCCAGUACUUGCUUCUUAAUGGGUCCUGUGAAACAACUGAAAAAAAUGUUUGAAUCAACAAGGUUGUUUGCUACAGUUAUCAUGUUGCUUUGUUUGGUGUUAACUCUGUGUGCUGCUCUUUGGUGGCAUAAAAAAGGAUUGGCUCUGCUGUUCUGCAUAUUGCAGUUUUUGGCAAUGAGUUGGUACAGUUUAUCAUAUAUCCCAUAUGCAAGGGAUGCAGUGAAGAAAUGCUGUUCCUCUCUAAUAAGUUAAAACUAAGAAACUUUUUUGAAGAGGAAAUUUUUAUAUUGAUGUCCAGUUUUCUUGGUGAAGCAUACUUCUUCAAAAUUAAUUUUCACUCCAAAAACAUGUUGCAAUAAUCUAACUUUUUUUGUAUACUGAGUAAAAAACUUUUUAUGUUUAAUUAAACUGUUAAAUAUUUUUGUCUUAAAUUUACAACGUGCCAUUAUUGUGGUUAUCCAAAGAACAGGAAAUUUUAAUCAUAGAGCUUAGAUUAUUUUAUAAAUCACUUAUGUAGCUUUUUUUAGACUGCUUUGAGAUUUGUACUUGUUUGGAGAGAGCUUAUUGUAAAUCUACAGCAAGAUAUAUACAGUCCUGUAUAAUUUUUCUAAGACAUCAUUGUUUUUAUUUGAAAUGUGAAGCAGUUUUCUUUAGAUUGAGUGCAUAUUAUGUAUAGUAAACAAAUUAAUAUAUAAAUCAUAAUUUUGAAAUAAAACAAAAAUUUGAAAAAAGA